GAGCUAGAGAACUGCUCCCCCCGCUUUCCUACAAUGAGCUUCUGCUCGGCGAGAAAGGGGAGGGCAGAGAGAAGGAAGGUGGGGAAACAGAGGAGGUGCUUUUCUGUUCGUGGCAUUACACCAGCUGAAGGGUCAGUCCGGGGAAUAUACAGAUACACGCGCACGCACACACAUGCCUGCGCGCUCAGGAAGUACUCUGGCUGGUCCAAGCCCACUUUCCCUGCGCUUUUAGGGAAGGGAAGGAGCAACCCCAGCAGAGGAAGCGCCGGGAGGAAAAGCGAAGCGACCCCAGCGCUGGUCCUGCCAGUGGGGCAAAGAGGGACCCGUAGCGGGCGAGCAAGCUGGACGAGGGGACGAAGCAGUUCCAGGCACGUGUUCCCGUCCAGCAGGAGACAUGACACAGCAGCACUGACCUGACGGGACAGCCUGGUGCUGCCAGCGAUGGGUUGUGUGCAAUGCAAAAGGAAGAGGCCCAAUAAAAACCCCAGCAAUGGCGGCGACGGGAUGGCAAACCUGCAGCCCGGCUCCUGCUACGAUCCUGACCCCACCCCGCAGAACCCCACCAACACGUUCACGCGCAUCCCCGACUACAACAACUUCCAGGCAGGGACCUCGGGGCCUUCCACUCCGGCCUUCAUGGGGGGGUCCAGCCUGUAUCCCAGCUCCCUCCCCAUGUCUGGAGCCGGGAUUGCAGGUGGAGGAGUGACCCUGUUUGUUGCCUUGUACGAUUAUGAAGCCAGAACAGAGGAUGACCUCACGUUCAAGAAAGGAGAGAAAUUCCACAUAAUUAACAACAUGGAGGGUGACUGGUGGGAGGCAAGGUCUCUCAACACAGGAGCGACGGGCUACAUCCCUAGCAAUUACGUGGCACCCGUGGACUCCAUCCAGGCAGAAGAAUGGUACUUUGGGAAAAUUGGCCGCAAGGAUGCGGAGAGGCAGCUUCUGUGCCAUGGCAACCCCCGGGGAACUUUCCUCAUUCGCGAGAGCGAGACCACCAAAGGUGCCUACUCACUAUCCAUCCGGGACUGGGAUGAAGUGAAGGGCGACCACGUCAAGCAUUAUAAGAUCCGGAAGCUGGACAACGGCGGCUAUUACAUCACCACCCGGGCCCAGUUUGAGACGGUGCAGCAACUGGUCCAGCAUUAUAUAGAGAGAGCUGCAGGGCUGUGCUGCCGGCUGGCUGUGCCAUGUCACAAAGGGAUGCCCAAGCUGGCAGACCUGUCCGUCAAAACCAAAGACGUUUGGGAGAUCCCGCGCGAAUCGCUGCAGCUUAUCAAGAAACUGGGCAACGGGCAGUUUGGGGAAGUGUGGAUGGGGACCUGGAACGGCACCACGAAAGUCGCGGUGAAGACGCUGAAGCCAGGGACCAUGUCUCCGGAAGCCUUCCUGGAAGAGGCCCAGAUCAUGAAGCGCCUUCGGCAUGACAAGCUGGUGCAGCUGUACGCGGUGGUGUCAGAGGAGCCCAUCUACAUCGUCACUGAGUUCAUGAGCCAAGGGAGUUUGCUGGAUUUUUUGAAGGAUGGCGAUGGCCGGUUCCUGAAGUUACCUCAACUGGUAGACAUGGCAGCCCAGAUUGCAGCUGGAAUGGCGUACAUUGAGCGGAUGAACUACAUCCACCGGGACCUGCGUGCUGCCAACAUCCUUGUGGGCGACAACCUAGUGUGCAAGAUUGCUGACUUUGGCCUGGCCCGCCUCAUUGAGGACAAUGAAUACACAGCACGGCAAGGUGCCAAAUUCCCCAUCAAGUGGACGGCCCCAGAAGCUGCCCUUUAUGGCAAGUUCACCAUCAAGUCAGACGUGUGGUCCUUCGGCAUCCUCCUGACAGAGCUCGUGACCAAGGGGCGAGUCCCCUACCCAGGCAUGAACAAUCGGGAGGUGCUGGAGCAAGUGGAGAGGGGCUACCGCAUGCAAUGCCCCGGGAACUGCCCUCCGUCGCUGCACGAGCUGAUGGUGCAGUGCUGGAAGAAGGAGCCUGAGGAGCGCCCCACCUUUGAAUACCUCCAGUCCUUCCUUGAAGACUACUUCACCGCCACAGAGCCUCAGUACCAGCCGGGAGACAACCAAUAACUGUUGCUGCAGAUGCCAGCAGGGACCAUGGACAGCCCAUCCCCUGGGGCACUUUGGGACUUGGCUGUCCACAGAAACAGUCCUCUCCCUCCCUGGAGCAGGGGCCAAGGAUCCCUUUUUGUACAAGUGGGGUUGGACUCCUAUUUCCUUCUCUCUCUCUCUCUCUCUCUCUCUCUCUCUCUCUCUCUCUCUCUUCCCCGCUUCCCUUUUUUUUACAAUUCCACACCGAGAUUUUUUAAUUGUGAUUUUGUGUUUUAAAGUUCUGCUUCUUCUUGGGCGACUGCCGUGCUGAUUUUUUGGAGUUAAGAAGAGGACUGUGAGCCAGGGGCUCGGGUUAGCAAAGGGAGAGAGUGGGUUUUGUACAGUACAUCCUUGCUUAAUAAAGUUUCCUUUCCCCAACCCUCCCCUCCCUUUCCCUCCUAUAUUGUUUUGGAACAUGAUAGUGCUCUUUGGACAAUAAACAACCCUCUCUUCCCUU
Messenger RNA from Podarcis raffonei (Aeolian wall lizard), 2545 nucleotides. It is a transcript of the gene FGR, whose product is annotated as FGR proto-oncogene, Src family tyrosine kinase. The record is from RefSeq and is a predicted model, not a curated record. Gene Ontology annotation, cellular component: extrinsic component of cytoplasmic side of plasma membrane. Bases 442 to 2067 code for a protein of 541 amino acids. NCBI's taxonomy places the organism in Eukaryota, Metazoa, Chordata, Lepidosauria, Squamata, Lacertidae. Gene Ontology annotation, biological process: protein phosphorylation; cell differentiation; cell surface receptor protein tyrosine kinase signaling pathway. The transcript is spliced from 13 exons. Gene Ontology annotation, molecular function: non-membrane spanning protein tyrosine kinase activity; ATP binding; signaling receptor binding.